UCUCGAUACCCCGCGCCGCUUGAGGCGGUUUUCGGCCCCCCUACACGAUCACCGCACAACCACCGCCACAACACAGAACACCGCACCACUCACUGCUCCCACUCGGUGAAGACGAGGGCGGGAAACGGAGAGAGAACAAGACUGGGAGAGAGGCUGUGGGACAAUCGGGACAGGUCUGAAUACGAUCGACGCAUAGAGCAUCAUGGAGGGAAACGCUGGUUCGGGUUCCACAAGGCCUGGUGUUGGCGUAGGUGGCACAAGAUUUUUUUCCGCAACGUGUGGCACUGAAGUUCCUGGAAAUAUAUUGGCAAAGUUGAACGAUUAUUGGUCGGGCCCUUCAAUGUAUGACCCUGUGGUAGCUCGGGCCCGAGAGCCCUCAUCCUUGCUUUGAACGAGAUGUGCGACGGGAAGCGUUGGUACACGUCUACCAAGGAACUGCAGCAGGCGUCCCUGGAGUUCUGCAUCGCGUGCCGAAAGUAUCAGACCUUGCGGUUGAGAGUGGACGUGCAAACCCCACGUACCCUGCUGGCGGCUGUGGACGCCCCAUCCCCGCACUCGAAACGGCCAUGCCGGACACGGGUCCCACGGCUUCGGGCGCGCCGCGUGAUAUGGAACAUGCCGACAGCAACUGAAUUGAAAUCCCCGAUAUUUGCAUUGAAGGACGUCGUCCGCCUGGACUUCGGACCUGCCUUUGAAGGCAGCCUUGAGUCUGUGGCAUGGCCGCAACGGCUGAAAGAAAUCGAUUUUUCCUGGGGUUCACUGUUCAACCAACCCAUAGAAGGUGUCGAGUUUCCGCCAUCGCUGCUGGAGCUCAGGUUGAGCGACGCUUUCGACCAACCGAUUGAAGACGCCAUUCUGCCGAAAUCGCUGCAGUUUUUCAUGUUUGGGGAUGACUUUAACCACCCUGUAGAUGAUAUCAGGUGGCCCCCGUCGCUUGAACAAGUUUUUUUCGGAAAACAUUUCAACCAGCCGAUCGAGGAAGUUGUGUGGCCGUCAUCACUGAAGGAGCUCACCUUCGGGUAUCGUUCGCGUUUUGACCAACCGAUAAAGGACGUGGAGUGGCCGGCAUCCUUGCGGCAGCUCACGUUUGGCGAAGCCUUUGACCAGCCGAUUGAAUCGGUUACCUUUCCGGCGUCGCUGGAGGAGCUUGCUUUUGAUACGGAUUUCAACCAGCCCAUUGAGGGCGUUACGUGGCCAGAUUCACUUCAGAGGCUCGCCUUUGGAUUUUUAUUCAACCAGCCAAUUGAUAACGUACGGUGGCCGGCAUCCUUGGAAGAAGUUUGUUUUGGAAAGCACGAAAGUCAAGGUUUUGACCACGCCAUAAUGUUCUCGGAGUUUAACCAGCGUGUCGACAUGUGCGCGUGGCCUGCAUCGAUGCGGCGACUUACGCUAGGGCACAAGUUCAGGCAGUCGCUUCAAGGACUGGGGACAUGGAUACCCAACCUUGAGAUAUUUCAUUUUCUUGAUCAUAGUAAUGGUUCAGGUGACGAAGAUAGCCUUCUGCGCGGGAUCGAAUGGCCUACGGGCCUUCGUCAGCUUGCCGUGUUUAGGGACUCGAGGUUAGAUGGGGUCAUAAUUCCUUCAACUGUAGAGGUCUCGCGUCUUUGCAACGAAUCCCCAACAUGGUAGGUAUGCCAUGUAGACUUUGAGUUGUGCUGAGAGGAGGUUGUUUUUCCUCAGUCACACAGUUACGCAGCUCUAGUCGGUGUGUUCGAGCGAGUCAAGUCUGAAGGGAGGUUGUGUUCACGGUGUAGGGAGCAGUAUACAUCCCGUUUCAAGCCGAAGAAUUGGAGUUCGCGCCAAAAAUCAGUGUCACACGAGGGUCCCCUACUCACAUCGGUCGUUGACGACGAGACUACUCGGCAAGUUGUUCGAUGUUUGCGGCUUUUUUUGGUUCGCGGUGGCUGGUAGGCAGGGUGUGCAGAUUGUGUAAGCACCUGCUGCUCGGUUUUCAGGACAACACCUAGAGUGCACACGGAGAGGCAACGUAUUUUCAUUGGGCGUGACAUCGGAGUCGGAAUCUGCUGCAUAUGCGUAAACCUUCCCAAAGCCGACAAGCAUUGGUAACAGAGACAUGUUGAAGUAUUGCGGAAUCGUUGGAAUACAUUUCGUGUUUCAGUCUUGCUGUAACUGUUUAGUAGGGGUACAAGGAUUGAUCCAGGCAAUGACCUGUGACUCCUGCUGAUGUUUUCCUUCUUCGCUGGGUGUCGCAUGCCGACCGAGAGCAUGAUCGGUCGGUUGCCAACAUGAUAAUCACAUCCAUACCAAAGUCCUUUUCGAGGCGUUACAAGGAUUGAUGCGGUUGUUUUAGCGUUGUUGACGGUGUUCCAUGUGGG
Ectocarpus sp. CCAP 1310/34 is the source of this 2336-nucleotide messenger RNA. The record is from the annotation of a GenBank genome assembly. NCBI's taxonomy places the organism in Eukaryota, Phaeophyceae, Ectocarpales, Ectocarpaceae.